AUGGAAAAUAAAGAAGGAAUGGACCAUUUAGUAGCACUAAAGGUAAUGAGGCUUACAAAACCAGCCCUCAUAAGCCCUAAAAUAGUAACCUGUGAUUUUAAAGACCUACCAGGGAAUAUACUGAAUAACUACUUAAAGGAUGAUGCAACAUCUGUUGUUGGCAUGGAGACACUUGCUGCUGGACAAUUUUUACUGCUUCCUCAAAGUUUUGGUAAUAUUUACUUAGGAGAAACUUUCUCAUGUUAUGUGUGUGUUCACAACGAGACAAAUCAACCUGUUCAAAGUGUAUCUAUCAAAGCAGAUUUACAAACCAGUUCACAAAGAAUCCCACUUUCGACUCAACAGCACCAAUCCUCUGUAAUGCUAGAUGUGGAUGAAACAUUAGGUGAUGUUAUACACCAUGAAGUAAAAGAUUUGGGAACCCACAUCUUAGUCUGUGAAGUAACAUAUAUGUCAAAUUAUAACACUCUAGCAUCUUUUAGAAAGUUCUUCAAAUUCGAAGUAAUGAAACCUUUAGAUGUCAAAACCAAGUUUUACAAUGCUGAAUCUGAUGAAGUUUUUCUUGAAGCUCAAGUUCAAAAUAUAACAUCAGGUUCAAUAAUACUUGAGCAAGUUUCUCUUGAAAGUUCCCAGCAGUUUAUAGUUAAAUCUUUAAAUGAAACAUCAGAUGGAAAGUCAGUUUUUGGUGAUGUUACUUUACUGCAAACUCAAGAAAGCUGUCAGUAUCUUUAUUGUCUAUCUCCUAAACCUAAUAUUGCUUCAGAUAUUAAAUUAAUAGCAGCUGCCAAAAAUAUUGGAAAGCUAGAUAUUGUGUGGAGAUCCAAUUUGGGGGAGAAAGGAAGAUUGCAAACUAGUCAGUUACAGAGAAUGACUCCUGAAUAUGGAGAUAUUAGGGUGACUUAUGAAAAUCUGCCUAGUAAAGUUCCAGUUGAAAAGCCAUUCAAUAUUAAAUGCAAAAUUGUUAAUGCUAGUGAAAGAACACUGGAUUUGAUUUUAAAGCUGCGAUCUCAUCAAGAUUCUAGCUUGAUUUGGUGUGGAAUAUCUAAUAGAAAGUUAGGACCAUUAGAACCUGGAGGUAAAACCUAUAUAGACUUAACUGCUGUACCUGUUAACACAGGCUUACACAGUAUUACAGGAAUAUCAUUAAUGGAUUUAUUUAUAAAGAGGACCUAUGAUUAUGAUGAUUUAGGAUCAGUAUAUAUAUUUUAA
Molecule: messenger RNA, 1209 nt
Organism: Pieris macdunnoughi
Lineage: Eukaryota; Metazoa; Arthropoda; Insecta; Lepidoptera; Pieridae
Source: the annotation of a GenBank genome assembly